Apis mellifera (honey bee) is the source of this 1249-nucleotide messenger RNA. It is a transcript of the gene parvin, whose product is annotated as beta-parvin. Lineage: Eukaryota; Metazoa; Arthropoda; Insecta; Hymenoptera; Apidae. Gene Ontology annotation, molecular function: actin binding. The record is from RefSeq and is a predicted model, not a curated record. Gene Ontology annotation, biological process: establishment or maintenance of cell polarity; actin cytoskeleton organization; substrate adhesion-dependent cell spreading. The transcript has 5 exons. Gene Ontology annotation, cellular component: cytoplasm; focal adhesion; actin cytoskeleton. The coding region runs from base 74 to 1171 and encodes 365 amino acids.
AUUAUUGAAAACGUAGUUAGAAGUUGUAUUUCAAGAGAUGACAUCGUCUGUAUUUAUGAACAUUGCGUGAAUAAUGUCGUCUCCUCGUCCAAAAUCUCCGCGACCUCCAAUUUCUGCGAGAAAAGAUGAAAAAGAAGAAAGUUUUUGGGAUAAAAUUGGUACUUUGGGCCGAAAAAAGCGUAUUAAAGAAGUUCAAGAAGUACAAGAAGAAGGAAAAUAUGCAAUUGAUUCACCAGGAUUUGCAGCUAAUCCUGAAAUGCCACCAGAAGAAUAUGCUUUAGAUGAAAAUGAAGAACGUUCAAUGAUAGAGCCUAGAUCUUUAGAAGAUUCUAAACUCAAAGAAUUAAUAUUUGUUUUAAUUGAAUGGAUUAAUGAUGAAUUAGCUGAUCAACGAAUUAUUGUAAAAGAUAUUGCUGAAGACUUAUAUGAUGGACAGGUACUACAAAAAUUAUUAGAAAAAUUAACAGGAGAGAAAUUAGAUGUACCUGAAGUAACUCAAUCUGAAGAAGGUCAGAAACAAAAAUUAGCAGUUGUUUUGUCUACUGCUAAUCGAGUAUUAGGUCGUUAUCCUCCUUAUAAAUGGCAUGUAGAAUCUGUUCAUUCAAAAAAUAUUGUUGCCAUUUUACAUUUAUUGGUUGGCUUAGCAAGACAAUUUCGAGCACCAGUUAGAUUGCCAGAAAGAGUAGCUAUUCAAGUUGUAAUUGUGCGCAAAAAGGAUGGUCAAUUAACACAUAAUACAAUUAGAGAAGAAAUUACAUCAACUUAUGAUGAUUUGGGAAUGCGUUGUGAACGAGAUGCUUUUGAUAGUCUUUUUGAUCAUCCAGCUGAUAAAUUAGCUGUGGUUAAAAAAUCAUUAGUUUCUUUUGUCAACAAACAUUUGAGUAAAGUUCAUUUGGAAGUAACAGAUUUGGAUACACAAUUUCAUGAUGGUGUUUUUUUAACACUUCUACUUGGACUACUUGAAGGCUUUUUUGUACCUUUAGGUAGUUUUCAUUUAACACCUAAAACUCAUGAUCAGAAAGUACAUAAUGUUUCAUUUGCAUUUGACAUUAUGCAAGAUAUUGGCCUACCAAAACCUAAAGCACGUCCAGAAGAUAUUGUAAAUUUAGAUCUCAAAUCAACUCUACGAGUAUUAUAUAAUUUAUUUACAAAAUAUAAAAGCAUGAAUUAAAAAAUAUUAAAUAAUUUAAAACUAAACAAACAUAAUGAAACUGAAUAAAUUAAUAAUAAUUAAUUAAGAUUAUUAAUA